AAAUAUCUUUGCAAACUCCCAUUACGUCACACACUUUAAACCGUUCUUUGUACUCAAGGUGUAAAACAGAUAUAUAAUUUGAAAGAGCACAUCGGAUCAGGUCCAAAAAUAUGGAAGCCUCUAAAUUUCAGCUUAUUGCACUGGUGCUUACAAUAUGUGCAGUUAUCUUUCAACUGAUUGGAUUAGCGUCGCCUUACUGGAUAUCUUAUGAUAUAAUAAUAUUCAAAAUAAAUUCUGGUUUGUGGAAGACGUGUUCUAAAGUAAUUUUGACUGGAAAUACCGAAUGCAUCGAUGUGGAACUUACAGAUUACGAUUGGUUCAAGGCAGUACGAGCCAUGAGCAUCCUUGGGUUUCUGGUAUUGGUGGUAGCAGCAAUCAUGACAGUGUUAAAACUGUUCGUUCUAAAAGAUAUGAAACCGAUUCUGUUUGUAGCGAUAGGCACAGCUUUUGCUGGAGUAAAUGUUAUGUUCGAAGAAAUAUCAGUGUAUGCAGCCAAAAUGAACGACUUGUUGAUCAUAGACUUUGAUUACCAUUUUGCUUUCGCCUUCAGCAUCAUUGGGAUGAUAGCAGCGAUCGGAGCGGGCGCCGUCAUGUUGGUAGAGAUCAUGAAAGGAUAACUAAAUAGC
Messenger RNA from Saccostrea cuccullata (small rock oyster), 626 nucleotides. RefSeq lists its product as uncharacterized. NCBI's taxonomy places the organism in Eukaryota, Metazoa, Mollusca, Bivalvia, Ostreida, Ostreidae. The record is from RefSeq and is a predicted model, not a curated record. Gene Ontology annotation, biological process: cell-cell adhesion. Bases 111 to 617 code for a protein of 168 amino acids. Gene Ontology annotation, cellular component: membrane; cell-cell junction. The transcript is spliced from 4 exons.